UCUCAUUUAAAGGAGGGCCCCAGGUACUGGAAUCUUGAAAAAGUGACUUCACUUCCUUGGUGAUAGGCUUCAACAGAACUUAGAACUCUGGUAACCAGGUGCCCACAUUCUAGAGAUGGCCUGCUUUCCAGCUCACUUGCCCAGAGUCAUUCUAGAGAGCAAAAUGUUCUGUUGCUGUAUCCCCAUUUUCAGGAUAUGUGGGCUUAAGAAAGCCCAGAGUGAGAAACCUUUAUGUCACUGUAGACAUCAGCUCGGCCCUCAUCUCCGAAGCUGUUGGUCAUUUGGCAGGAGGCGCUCACAGGGAGGACCCUAAGGUCUCUUGGCCCGACUACGGGGCACUGUACUUGCAGAGCUUCACCCAGGAUAUCUUUGAGGAGCUGGUCCAUGGUUUCAACUACUGCAGCACCCUAGAUAAGUGUCAGGUGCAGAAGGAUACCAAGAAUCAGUGCUGCUCUGAGGAAUCAACCCUGUCCCUGGAUGAGGCCUGUACAAUGCUGAAGCUCAAGGAAGGCACAAUGGAAGAUAGUGUACAGUCCCUGCUACAAUCACCUUUCCAGGAUAGAAACACCUCAAACAUCACAACCAUUUUCUGCAUAUACCAGGUGUUCCCCAUGGCCCAAUUAGUCCUGGGACAGCAGUUCAAAAACACCCUCUCUCCCAUCUUGAGUACAUGGCCUGACCAGAAAUUGCAGGAUACCUGGCAGUCUCUGAAUUUUACCAGUUUCAAAGUAAAGACAGCCUAUGUGGAUAUGAAGCUGCAUGACUGGAACCUGAAGAACCACACCGCCCUUAUCCUGGUGCAUCAGGAAACUCUGGAGCCCACUGAGGCAGAGUCAGAUGUGCCAGCCCCAGGGCUCCUUCCAGUUGCAGAGCCAGAAAAGGGGUCUACUAUGGAACUAGAGACAGCACCAGUUAUGUUUCAACCAUCAUCUCAAGUGUCAGAGCCAGCAUCACCUCCAUCAGCUGUUCCAGAACUGGAACAAGUGUUAACAUCUUCUUCAGCAUAUGUGCCAGGUUCCACAGCUACAAUCAGCUCAAUCAUCAGCUUUACUUAGAAUUUUAACUCCAGCUCUAAAAAUAGAGACAGAGCCAACUCCAGUGCCAGAGCCUUCCUGCCACUGGCAUGUAACCCCAAAGAACCAGCUGAAUGAGGAGAAGCCCAGCCUCAUGGACUUCCCUCCCAAGCUGGUGGCAGAGCAGCUAACGUACAUAGAUGCGGAGCUGUUCAAGAAGGUGCUGCCUCAUCAGUGCCUGGGCUCCAUCUGGUCCAAGCGGAAUAAACCUGGUAAUGAGCACCUGGCACCCACAGUCUGUGCUACCGUCACCCAAUUUAACAGUGUGGUCAACUGUGUCAUCACCACCUGCCUUGGAAACCCAAGAAUGAUAGCCCAGGACAGGGCCAUGGUGGUGGAGCACUGGAUAAAGGUGGCCAAGGCCUGUCAAAUCAUGAGGAACUACUCUUCACUGCAUGCCAUCCUCUCUGCUCUGCAGAGUGCCUCAAUUUACCGUCUGAAGAAGACAUGGGAGAGAGUUUCCAGGAAGAGCUUUCAAAAAUUUAAAAAGCUGUGCACUGAAGAUAACCCACAGAGAAGGGAACUGCUCCUGAAGGAGUGGCCAUCUAAAUGGGCCACCCUGAUGAUGAGCCUCCAGAGAGCCCAGAAAAGGCUGCAGAAGAAGGUGAGUGUUCCUGGGGAAUAGAGCCUCCAGAGUGAGAGGAGAAGGGCUCCUCUCUGACAGC
Messenger RNA from Acinonyx jubatus (cheetah), 1738 nucleotides. Its product is annotated as ral guanine nucleotide dissociation stimulator-like. The transcript has 9 exons. The coding region runs from base 1006 to 1698 and encodes 230 amino acids. Gene Ontology annotation, cellular component: plasma membrane. NCBI's taxonomy places the organism in Eukaryota, Metazoa, Chordata, Mammalia, Carnivora, Felidae. The record is from RefSeq and is a predicted model, not a curated record. Gene Ontology annotation, molecular function: guanyl-nucleotide exchange factor activity. Gene Ontology annotation, biological process: positive regulation of GTPase activity; Ras protein signal transduction.